Molecule: messenger RNA, 441 nt
Organism: Acaulospora morrowiae
Lineage: Eukaryota; Fungi; Glomeromycota; Glomeromycetes; Diversisporales; Acaulosporaceae
Source: the annotation of a GenBank genome assembly
AAAGUUGGAAUUAUAAUUAUCGGAGAAGAAAUUCCAAAGAUGAAAUAUAAGGAGAUAUUUUCAAGUCCUUUAGAUUUCCCUGCUAAUAAAAUGCAUAUUCAAGAUGGAGAAUUACCCUCCGUGAUUAAUGAACUAUCAGUGACUCUGCUAGUAAACGUUCAGAGUUGUAAUGAAGGUUGGCAGAGUAUCUUUCAAAAAGGAGUAAAUAAUACUCUGACUCCCGGCCUUUGGAUAAAUCCAAACUCCACAAAUCUUCACGCUAGAUUCUCGACAAAUACCGAAUCGAAUUUUGGAAUUCACGAAAUCUCCGUUGGGCUUGAAUUAAAUAAAUGGUAUUAUAUAGGUUAUACACUUUCAGAACCUCUUAAACGAAUGGACAUCUAUUUAAAUAGAAAAUGGGUUGGAUUUAAGAGCAUCGAACAGGUUUUACAGGAAAAAUGA